Molecule: messenger RNA, 2423 nt
Organism: Halichondria panicea
Lineage: Eukaryota; Metazoa; Porifera; Demospongiae; Suberitida; Halichondriidae
Product: probable ATP-dependent RNA helicase ddx6
Exons: 7
Coding region: 149-1492 (447 amino acids)
Biological process (GO): negative regulation of translation; cytoplasmic stress granule assembly; P-body assembly
Cellular component (GO): cytoplasmic stress granule; P-body
Molecular function (GO): RNA helicase activity; mRNA binding; ATP binding
Source: RefSeq, a predicted model, not a curated record
GCAACAGAGCUCAUUAUAUCCACCCAAGAGAACACGAGAAGAUCUCGCCUGGCUACACAAAAUUAGCAGCUGCCACAAACUACUACAGGCUCACAAACAGAUUGCCACAGGCUUCAAUCAACAAGUACACUGGUUUCCUGCUCAAGAAAUGGCCACACCUGACGUCCAAACAGCUUCAGCACAACAGCAACCACCAGCUCACAAUGCAUCCAAAAAACAAGAUGGUGACUGGAGAACACAAAUCAAAGCUCCACCAAAAGACAGGAGAGUAAGAACUGAGGAUGUAACUCGAAGAAAAGGCAAUGAAUUCGAGGACUACUGCCUCAAGCGAGAGCUCCUAAUGGGCAUCUUUGAGAAAGGUUACGAAGAGCCCUCACCAAUUCAAGAGGAGUCUAUUCCCAUUGCUCUGGCAGGCAAAGACAUUCUGGCCAGAGCUAAGAAUGGCACGGGGAAGACAGGAGCAUACCUCAUUCCUGUCCUAGAGAAAGUGGACACUGACCAGGACCAUAUCCAAGCCAUAGUGGUGGUCCCUACAAGGGAGCUGGCUCUACAGACCUCUCAGAUAUGCAAGGAGUUGGGCAAGUACAUGAAAGCCCGAGUCAUGGUCACUACUGGAGGGACCAACUUAUCGGAUGACAUCAUGAGACUUGAGGAACCUGUGCAAGUGGUAGUAGCCACACCAGGUCGUAUCAUAGACCUAAUGGAGAAGGGCAUUGCAAAAGUGAACAAGUGUCAAAUCUUGGUCUUAGAUGAAGCUGACAAGCUGCUCUCGAUGGACUUUCAGCACGUACUAGACAAGUUGAUCUCCUUCCUGCCAUCGGACAGACAAGUCCUCCUAUUCUCUGCCACUUUUCCUGUCACCAUUCAGGGCUUCACAGAGCACCACAUGAACUCCCCCUACAUGAUCAAUCUAAUGGACGAGCUCACUCUGAAGGGGGUCACUCAGUACUAUGCCUUUGUGGAGGAGAGACAAAAGGUCCACUGCCUCAACACACUAUUCUCCAAGCUCCAGAUCAACCAAAGCAUCAUCUUCUGUAACUCGGUCAACAGAGUAGAGCUCCUGGCCAAAAAAAUCACUCAACUGGGCUACUCGUGUUUCUACAUUCACUCCAAAAUGGCCCAAGCUCACAGAAACAGAGUCUUCCACGACUUUAGGAAUGGAGAGUGCAGAAACCUUGUAUGCACAGAUCUCUUGACCCGUGGGAUUGACAUCCAAGCUGUGAACGUAGUCAUCAACUUUGACUUCCCAACGACGGCUGAGACCUACCUCCACAGAAUCGGUCGCUCUGGUCGUUUCGGCCACCUUGGCCUGGCUAUCAACCUUAUCACUUAUAACGAUCGCUUCACACUCAUGACAGUCGAGAAAGAACUACGCACAGAGAUCAAACCGGUACCAAAGGUCAUCGACAAACGACUCUACGUUGCCGAAUACCAGGUGGCGUCCGAAGAAGACAGAAAUGAUGUGUCCUCUUCAUCCUCUGUUCAAACUUAACUCACUGUCCCGUUCCACCACUCAGCUCAUUACUUGUCUCGUCUCUUUGCAAAUAAUUCUGUCGCACUUUAUAAUCUGGAGCACUUGCACUGAUCAGUUGUGUUUGGAAUCACUCCCUAUUGUGUCUUGUUCGGUGUGCUGGUUGUGGAAUAUUUUAUAGUGUUGUGUUGUCAAUUCGUGAUUAUGCUUAUUUCUAACAUUUUGUGUUGAUGUUCACUGUUCUUCUUGUGUCUGCUUCUUGCUGAUGUAUGUAUGCCAUGGACUGAGUGUAACUCAGAUCUGACCACCCACCCCCCCUCCCCUCUUAAUGCUUAUUAUCUCUCCUCCUUCCAUCUCUUGCCGUCUUUUUCUUGGUCACUCUUGUUUUGUAGCUCUAGCUGUUGUCAUUUUCAUUUCUCUGUUCUUUACUGUUUUGCAACAUUUGUUUCGACUGGACUGGUUGUAACAUCUUGUGAUCUGGAACAAACUGUUGCUGUUUUACCAUCUUUGAGAAGACUUUGAGUCUCUCCUCUACCACGCAUCUUGUGGCUAUACCACUGGAAUUACCGUGUGAUUAUUCAAUCAACGAGAUUUAAUAAACUUUUAUUCACUUGGCUUCAUCUCACUAAGGAUGUUUGGUUUGUGCUGGGAUAGCCAUCGUGUACCAUCUACGUAUUACCCAAAACGAUUUACAACAAGGAACGAUGCUUGUUUAAGGAUUUAAAGAAAUGUGAUUGGAAGUUGUGGCAAUGUGAUUAUGGAUGUAUUAUAAAAAAAAAGGGAACUUGGACUAAUUAGAGUAGCUAGUUGUUGAAAAGAACUUGGACAUUUGAUUAAGAGUAGCUAUAGUUGUUGAAACAAUGUUUCGCAGUUUGUUUAACUUGUAUUUAUUUUUGACAUUGUAUGAAUGUGAAAACAAGAAAUUCUUUGAUAGAAUCAAUAAUUACCAAAA